AUGUUACUUUUAUCACGUAGCCAGAGACGAGCAGAGCAAGCUGUUCGGCACCCUUCUGAAAGCAUAUCAGGAGGAGGUGGACAAAAUCACAAAGCGCAUUGGCCUUCCUUCCCCCACUCCCUCUCCUUGCAUUGUGCUGCAGACUUCAAGAAGGCAGGUAAAGAGGAGCAGAGCAGGCUGUUUGGCGCCCUUCUCAAGGCAUGUCAAGAGGAGGUGGACAAUCUCACAAAGCGCUUUAACUUCAAGAAGGCGGGUAAAGAGGAGCAGAGCAAGCUGUUUGGCGCGCUUCUUAAAGCCUAUCAAGAGGAGGUGGACAAUCUCACAAAGCACAUUGACAUUCCCCCCCACCCCCUCUCCUUGCAUUGUGCUGCAGACUUCAAGAAGGCAGGUAAAGAGGAGCAGAGCAGGCUGUUUGGCGCCCUUCUCAAGGCAUGUCAAGAGGAGGUGGACAAUCUCACAAAGCGCUUUAACUUCAAGAAGGCAGGGAAAGAGGAGCAGAGCAAGCUGUUCGGCGCGCUUCUCAAGGCGUAUCAGGAGGAGGUGGACAACCUCACAAAGCGCGCCAAGUUUGCAGAAGCAUCCUUUCUUGGUGUCUAUCAGAAGCUCUACGAGGCCCCGGAUCCCGUGCCGUCCCUGGCGUCUGCUGCUGAGGUGGCAGCGAACGUUUCUGAGCUGGCGGCGGAGAAUCGGCGCAUGCAUGCUGAGCUGGAGGAGUUCCGGUCUGAGUCAGCACAUCUCAAGAACCAGCAGGCGACUGUGCGACGGUUGGAGGAGAGAAACCGACAGCUCGAGCAGCAGAUGGAGGAGAAGGUGAAGGAGAUGGUGGCGAUGAAGCAGCAUGUGCUGGCAGAGGAGAGUCAACGGAGCAUGGAAACCCUCAAGUCAAGAGAGGAUGCACUGCAGGAGCAGCUGAGGGCUGCGAGGGAGACAGUGAGCAACAUGCAGCGACUGCACGAGAUGAGCCAGUCACAGCUGUUCGAGCUCAAGGCGCAAUCAGAGGAGGAUCGCGCGUCGAAGCAGGGCGAGGUGACUCUGCUGACAGACGAGGUGGAGCGAGCUCAGGCACGGCUGCUGGCUCUGGAGAGAGAGAAGGAAGCUCUCAAGGCGCAGCUGCAGACUGCACAACCUAGUGAAGCAGCAGAUGGCGAGAGCACGGACAGCAGUGGGGCAAUUGGAUGGGAAGCAGCAGUACGGGCAAAGGAGGCGGUGAUAGCAUCGCUGCAUCAGGAGCUGCACGCCCUGGAGGCAGCAGGGGCGGCAGAGAGGGAGGAGCAGAGGGCUGAGGUGAAGCGACUCAAGGCGCUGCUGCAGGAUCAGGAGUCGUCCGUGGUUGCGCUGAGAGCGGAACUGGCAAUCAGGCCCACGCAGAGGCAGUGGGAGGACCUGCGGAAGCAAGUGAAGAUCCUGCAGGCUGUGGGCUACAAUGCAGUGGAAGUGGACGACUGGGAUGAACCAGGCAUGGCAUCCAACGGCCCAGGAUCGUCCUCCGAUCUCUCAGCUGCUGCAGAUGGGGAGAGUGGGAAGGGGGGAGGGGAUGGGGGAGUGAUGCGCAGCAGCAGUGGGGCUGACAUUGGAAAGCUGGAGGCGUUGCUGCUGGAGAAGAACAAACGGAUGGAGCACGAGUUGACCCAAGUCAAGAUGCGUCUGAGUGAGAAGGGGGAGGAGUGUGAUGAGGCGAAAGUGAAGACAGCAGCACUGGAAGGCACUGUGGCGGAGCAGAGGGCGCUCAUAGGAAAACUGGAGGACGACAUUCUCAAGGGCUAUGGCGCACGGGACAGGCACCGGGCGGCGUCGGUUGGCAGCAUUGUCUCGAUGCCUGGAGCAGCGGGUGGCAGCGGUGGUGGGGAUGGUGGCGGUACAGGUGGCAGCGGCGGAUUGGUGGAUGAUGAUUCGGUGCUCAUGGUGGUGUGCGGGCAGAGGGACAGGUUUCGACAGCGAAUGGGAGAGCUGGAAGAGGAGCUGCGGGCAGAGAGGGAGAGGAGCGGCAAGCUGGCAGCAGAGGUGGAGCGGUUGAAAGCAGACAACGUGAAGCUUUAUGAGCGCAUGCGAUAUGUGCAGGACUACACAAGUGCAGGGGGAGGGGACAGACCCAACAGUAGCCGAUCGAGAAAGAGUGACAUCGAGGCGGGUCCAGCAGCGGACGUGGAGGGCAAGUACAAGAAGAUCUACGAGGAGACAAUCAACCCCUUCACUGCUUUCUCCACCAAGGAGAGGGAGCAGCGGGUAAGGGACCUGGGUCUGCGAGACAGAAUCACCCUCACCAGCGGCAAAUUCCUCCUCUCCAACAAGUAUGCGCGCACGUUUGUCUUCUUCUACUCCAUUGGCCUGCAUAUCCUCGUGGCUCUCAGCAUGUACCGCCUCUCCAGCCUCAGCCAUGCCAG
This is a messenger RNA of Closterium sp. Naga37s-1, 2381 nucleotides long. Lineage: Eukaryota; Viridiplantae; Streptophyta; Zygnematophyceae; Desmidiales; Closteriaceae. The record is from the annotation of a GenBank genome assembly.